This is a messenger RNA of Zasmidium cellare ATCC 36951, 1269 nucleotides long. RefSeq lists its product as uncharacterized. The record is from RefSeq and is a predicted model, not a curated record. The transcript is spliced from 3 exons. Lineage: Eukaryota; Fungi; Ascomycota; Dothideomycetes; Mycosphaerellales; Mycosphaerellaceae. Gene Ontology annotation, molecular function: protein binding. The coding region runs from base 1 to 1269 and encodes 422 amino acids.
AUGCGUUCGUCUGCAAUUCUGCCCCUGCUCUCAUCAGCAGCCGUGGCAUCACCCGCGGGAUGGCAACCAGGCUGGGGUGGAAACAAGCAACCCAGCUGGGGAUGGGGUAGCUGGGGCGGCGGCUGGGGUUGGGGAAAGCCUCAUGGCCCUCCACCAUAUUCUCCGUCCACUUCUGUUGCCUACUUUCUCUACAACGAUCCGGCAGGGGCUUCCAUCGUUUCGCUUGAGAUUGGGCAAGAUGGCAAGCUUGUCGACGACCCAGUCAAGACGGCCACUGGUGGUGUGGGCUCGCUCCAGGUCAAUGCGUCUGGAUCGCCUGCGAUGAGUGAUACACUGGGCUCGCAAGGGUCGGUCACGAUCAAGGACAACCUACUCUUCACGGUCAAUGCCGGAAGCGAUACACUGUCCCUGUUCUUCAUUGACCCUCAAUCACCUACCAAGCCCAAGCUCGUGGGCUCCCCGAUCAACACUCUCGGCAAUUUUCCCAUCUCUGUGGACUACUCUCCUCAGCUUCGCAAAGCAUGUGUUCUGAACGGCGGUGCAAAAGCUGGUGUCGCAUGCUUCUCUGUCGAUCCAUUCCAUGGACUCCAAGCAGAUGGGCCCCUCAGAGCGCUGGGCAGUUCCAUCAUCAACGAGACCACGCCUCCAUCUGGCCCACCAGGCUCAGCAGCACAAGUCCUGUUCAACCCAGAUUCGAGCGCCGUCUUCGCUACCGUGAAGGGAAACCCCGACACAAAGAAGCUAGGCUCAAUGGCAGUCUGGCCCGUGGAUAACGGCGACAUCAGCCAGGGUGAACCUGUCGUCAGCACCUUCGACGGCCUCUACGUCGACUUCGGCUUCCUCUUCGUGUCCCAAAGCGAAAUCUUCCUCUCCGACGCAGGCUCCGGCGCCGCGCUCGUCACCGUCGGUGAUGGCUGGAAGGUCACCUUGAAAGAGCACACAGUCAUCCCAGGACAACAAGCCACAUGCUGGACUGCGUACGUCCCAAGCCUGAACACUCUCUACGCAAUCGAUGCAGGCUACGACGGCGUCUACACGCUCGAUCCCGCGACCGGCAAGCAAACCGGCACGAUCAACGUCCAGAUUCCCGGUGGAAACGCAACAAUGGGAGUUUUCGACAGUUUCGUCAAGAACGAGACAUUGUACUCGUUGGUCGGGUCGAAUGGCUUGGUCGUGGUUGAUCUCAAGACAGAGCAGCAGGUGCAGUAUCUCGAUCUGUCGAGCUUUGGCAGCAGGCAGUAUUAUCAGGGUUUGGCUCAGUGGCCUUGA